Molecule: messenger RNA, 894 nt
Organism: Entrophospora sp. SA101
Lineage: Eukaryota; Fungi; Glomeromycota; Glomeromycetes; Entrophosporales; Entrophosporaceae
Source: the annotation of a GenBank genome assembly
AUGAAUUCCAUACAUCAAUCUUAUCCCAGUGCCAUUUAUAAUUUAUUAAAGAAAGCUGCUAAGGUAAAUGAAUUGGAAGAAGAAGUUGAAGCAUUGAAGGUAGAGUUGGAAAAAAGUGAUGACAGAAUAGAAGAAUUGGAAGAGAGAGUAGAUAUUGAGGUUGAAAUGAAUUUAAAAGCAUUAGACAAGUCAGCAGAAUGGAGGGAAAAACAACUAAAAGAACAAAUUAUUAAAAAAUACAAAGAUAGAGAAUUACCAGCCUUACCUAAAAAGCAAAAGCAAAGCAGACUAUUAAAAUUCAAAAAGUUAGUAAACAAAGUUAAAGAAAAGAGCAAGAAGAAGUUUCAAACUCAUGUUUUGGAAAAGUUUGAAGCUCAUAUCUUACAACCAAAUGACCAAACCAACCUUGAUUUUAGCACUGCUCCUGCUGCCUAUCAGAUGGUAGCACAUACCAAGUCAGAACAAUACUUUGAUAUAUCCUUUAUCUGUAAAGAUUGUAAAUUGGAAUAUGAUAACAAUGUUCUCCCAAGAUGUGAGAAAUGUGAUAGGUUAAUGAGAAAUAAGAGUCUAUGUUAUUGUCAUAAAGAAAAAAAGAAGCAAACCCAAUCUCUUACUAACAGGGAAUUAGUUGCCCAAUCUUUCAGUUUUCGCCUAGAAAGCAGCUGGGUGCUAAAAUACGAUACAGGAGAAUACUUGGGCCAGGAGCUAUUUGAUUUUGAGAAUGAAAUGACCGGUGCAGUUCAUUUACCAGUUAAUAAAUCAGAACUUGAUGCUCUUUUGAAAGUUCCAGCAGCAACUUCAGGUGCUCCAGAAACUAUCCUCCCCUAUCAUGUCCAUAAUAUACUUGGGAAAAGGGGGUGGAAAACUGCUAUUGGAUAUGGAGCACCUGCUUGA